AUGCCAUCAAGUUACCAUGAAGAGAGAUCAGAAACAGUGCAGGGGAAUGAAAUAAACAUUUGCAAUGAUCCCUCCCAGACUCAUAGUAGCAGCACUAAUGAUACUACAAAUGAUAAAUUUACUAAUCCCCAUCACUUUCGAAAGGGCAUUUCCCGUCUACUUGAACAGAGUACAAUACAAGGAUUGACACAUAUCUCAACAUCAUCAAACAAUCGUGCACGAUUAAUAUGGUUCACUUUGUGGUUAGCUGGUGUAGCCGGUUUCCUGACUAACCUUUCGCAUGUUGUAGCACAUUAUUUAUCACGACCAGUUUUGACCAGUUACCAUGAUGAUUAUGAAGAAUUUGUGUGGUCAGAUAUCACUUUCUGUAAUGCUAUGGCACCGUAUAAUUUAAAUACACAGGAAAGACGAGCACUGUGGAACCGCUAUGUCAAUCAGGCAAGAAAUCUUUCAACAAUGCAUCAUAUACCAAAAGAGUUAUUUCUUAGUGUUGCUGGAAUUACUACUAAUGAAGUUAUCAUGCAGUCACUGGUGAGUUCAAGUAUACCUCAUUGGAGAUUCAAUGUUGGCAAUGUGAACGAUAUGUUUCUUUUUAUCGCUCGACAAGAUAGACAUCAGGGGAUACGACUGACAGUAGACAUGGAUGUGAAAUUAACUAGUAUGUCAAAACCAUGGGGAAAUUAUUUCUAUACACAAAUAUUACAAAAAUAUUAUAAUAUACCAUGUCACAAUUUUCAGAUUGCGCGUUAUUUAAACAAAUCAAUAAUGAAGAGAAUAGAAAAAUUUGGAUUUUAUUUAAAAUCUAACCUCCAUAGUUAUUUGAUUAUUAAUUCUUCGUACUAUCCACACAUAAUUGAUGUCUACAUUACAUCACCAAAUCAUUUUCCUGUAAGAGGAGUUAUUGAAUUAACCCCUGGAUAUAUUCAUCAUGUACAAAUAGAAAUGGUGCGUCAUCAACGUAACCAAGAAAAGCGACGGUGUCAUAAAGAAAAGUAUUCAGCAAUGAUAUACGACGAUGAUCUAGUGACAAAACGCCGAAUUUAUGAUACUGGUGGAGAUUUAUGCCAUCGAUUAUUAUCACAAUAUUUAUAUCUACAAGAAUGUCAUUGUUAUAGUCCAUUUCUCCCUUAUGGUUAUUUCCCUGAAUUACUUAAUAUAACUGAUAGUAAUGAUCAUCAUCAUAAUAACAAUAAUACGAACACCAAUGGACCAAUAUCACAGCCAGUCUUGUGUUUGAACAUGUCAGUUUUCAGUGACUAUCAGUUGGUGGAAAAUUUGAAAUGUAUGCACCGUGUACUCAAAAAGUAUAGUAAUGCCAGUUUAUAUUUGAGCUUAGCGAAAGCUCAACAUUGUGAAUUCUAUGCACAAUCAGCAAAUUGUGAUGAAGUGAAGUAUAAUCAUUUCGGUAUGGUCAAUAACCCAAUGGCAGAUUUAUGGGGUAGUGCGCAGCGUAAUGAAGCCAGAACUGACUUUCUGAUCAACAUUUUCCAUCUCUUGGCAAAUCAAAUUAUGAGUGACGACAAAAAUAUUCACGGUGUUGGUCAUAUUUCAAGUGAUGAAUUCAUGAAAGAGGUAUUACGAAAUGAAUCAGCACAACAAGAAAUACUCCGUCAAUUACGUAAUAAUUUUGCAUUAUUAACGGUAGAGCGUGUUAGCCCUCGUGGCAGACUAGUUCUCGAAGAAAAUGAAUACCCACUGUCUCGACUAAUAUCUGAUAUUGGCGGUAAUAUGGGAUUGUGGAUUGGUAUAUCUGUGAUUGGUUUAUUUGAAUCUUUCGAACUCAUCGGUUUUAUCAUAUACGCAUCAAUUAAUUAUUUUAAAAGCUUGACAAUGCGUUUAUUCAAAUCAUGA
Molecule: messenger RNA, 1851 nt
Organism: Trichobilharzia szidati
Lineage: Eukaryota; Metazoa; Platyhelminthes; Trematoda; Strigeidida; Schistosomatidae
Source: the annotation of a GenBank genome assembly